Messenger RNA from Cyphellophora attinorum, 1296 nucleotides. RefSeq lists its product as uncharacterized. Lineage: Eukaryota; Fungi; Ascomycota; Eurotiomycetes; Chaetothyriales; Cyphellophoraceae. The transcript has a single exon. Bases 1 to 1296 code for a protein of 431 amino acids. The record is from RefSeq and is a predicted model, not a curated record.
AUGGCCGCUUCACACACCGGUUUCCGAGAGUUCCUGCCCGAUCUCAGCACACCGCGCUUUACUUCCAUGCAAAAACAGAAUGCGCAUGAAUACGCCGACGAGUUCAAGCAGAAAGGCACCCCUCCUUGGCUACACGCACUGUACCUCCACUGGAGGAGACUGUUUCAGGAGCCAUUCAGAGGCAUCACAAAUGACGGUCGGAUUCGACCGGACCUCUAUCAGCUGCAGGAUGAGGGUAUACCCAUCGAUGCGAUCGUCGUAGCCGCUAACUCGAUGCUGACCAAAAUGACUGAAGUGCAACGUCAACGCGUCAAAUACCAUCUCGACUCGCCCGAAUGGCGUUCAUGGUCUAAUCCUGAAUUUCUACUCAGCAACAAAGGUGUGCGUCUUGAUGAGCUGGACGAGAUGCCCGACCUUCGCCAGAGUAUUCUGGAUGUUCUCAAGGCCACAUUGUCCCCGGAAGGCUAUGCGAAAGCGCUUGGUGCCAUGAGGAUCAAUGGAUUCCUUGGCGAGCUUGUCGAAGCCCAUCGCAUAUGCAACGAGUACUCCUACAACUUCGUCUUGUUCGGCCAGCCGUCCAGAUCACAGCCCUGGGGCUUUUCAUUUUAUGGCCAUCACUUGUGUUUGAAUAUCUUCUUGUACCAAAGGCAGAUAAUCAUCUCUCCAUGGUUCACAGGCGCAGAGCCCAAUAUCAUGGACGGUGACAGUCCACUUGCUGGAACAAGAAUUCUCUCCAUUGAAGAAGCUGCUGGGCUCCAACUGAUGCAAGAUCUUCCGAAAGACAAACAAGCCAAGGCACAGAUCUACGCGUUGCUGAAAGACCCACGUAUGCCGGAGGGUCGUUGGAACCACGACGAUCAGCGCCAUCUUUGCGGUGCGUAUCGCGAUAACCGUAUCGUUCCGUACGAGGGUAUUUUGGUCAGCGAGAUGACCCCUGAGCAACAGGCUACUGUGCUUGAGAUCGUAGAGCAAUAUUUACUCUAUCUGCCCACCACGGCACGAUCCAUGCGGACAGAGCAGGUGAGAUCACGGUUUCACGAGACUUACUUCUGCUGGAUCGGAGGGUAUGGUGACGACGAUGCCUUCUAUUAUCGCAUACAGAGUCCUGUGAUCAUCAUUGAAUUCGAUCAUCACUCAGGUGUCUUCCUGACCAACAAGGAGCCGGCCAAGUUCCACAUACAUACCUUACUCAGGACCCCCAAUGGUGGCGAUUACGGCAUGGCACUGCGACCGAUCAUAAAAGGCAUGGAGCAGCACUUCGUCUGGCAAGGCGAUACAACCUUGUCCCAAACAUGA